Messenger RNA from Polistes dominula (European paper wasp), 7284 nucleotides. RefSeq names its product syntaxin-binding protein tomosyn (gene Tomosyn). Gene Ontology annotation, molecular function: myosin II binding; syntaxin binding; GTPase activator activity. Gene Ontology annotation, biological process: Golgi to plasma membrane transport; exocytosis. The record is from RefSeq and is a predicted model, not a curated record. Lineage: Eukaryota; Metazoa; Arthropoda; Insecta; Hymenoptera; Vespidae. Gene Ontology annotation, cellular component: SNARE complex; cytoplasm; plasma membrane.
AGAUAAAUAGAUAGAUAAAUAGAUAGAUAGAUAGAUAGAUAGAUAGGCAGAGAGAGAGUGAGAGGAGGGAGAGGAGAGUGGGAACGAGGAAAAAGUAUACAGAACGAUAGACAAAGAGAAAGAGAGGAAGUGUGAGAAAGAAAGAGAGUGGAGGGAGAGGGGGAAGGAGGGAGAAGGAGCGAGAAAGACAAGUAGACGAAGAUAGGAGAGAGAGAAAGAGAAGUCGAGCAACGUCGUAAGAGAAAAGAUCUGUCAUCGGGAUAUUAUUCGGUCCUCUCUCUUUCUCUCUCUCUCUCACUCCGCGUGCGUAAUGACAAAAUAGAGAAAGGAGGAGGAGAAGGAGGAGAGAAGGAGAAAAGAAAACAUCGUUUUCCUUACUACCGUGCGAAUCCUUUUUCGUUUUUAUUUUUGGUUGUUGUUGUUGUUCUCGGGAUAAAUUGCCAUUAAAUUUCGGUAAAGAGUUGGUCAUCGUCGUUGUCGCGUUGUCGUAACGCGAAAAGAAAGACAACGCGUUGUCCGCACGUCGGCCGCACAUGUGAUCGUCCAAGGUGUCACCAUCAGCUCGAGAUGAAGAAGUUCACGAUCAAAGGGGUGCUCGACGGUUUCCGUUCGUCGAUGCCUCAGCCAACUAAGUCUGACCAGGAGAUCGUUGAAAAUCUCAGAUCCGAGCACAUUCAAGUUAAAAAGACAUUCAGACAUGGCUUUCCACAUCAACCGACAGCCGUUGCUUUCGACCCAGUUCAAAGGCUCCUUGCGAUUGGUACUAAAUCAGGAUCCCUUAGGAUUCUGGGCAGACCAGGCGUGGACGCUCACGUAAAACACGAAGGGUGUACGGCGGUGAUGCAGUUGAAGUUCCUGAUCAACGAGGGUGCCCUUAUUUCUGCUACAACCGACGACACCCUACAUCUAUGGAACUUUCGUCAGAAGAUACCGCAGGUAGUGCAGAGUCUGAAGUUUCAACGAGAUAGGAUAACCUGCAUCCAUCUGCCGCUUCAGAGCAAAUGGCUUUACGUCGGCACCGAACGUGGCAAUAUUCACGUACUUCACAUCGAAACGUUCGUUCUAUCCGGAUACGUAAUUAAUUGGAACAAGGCUAUUGAAGUAUCUAGAAAGACCCAUCCUGGUGCUGUAGUACACUUGAGUGAUAAUCCUUUAGAUUUGAGCAAGAUGCUGAUCGGAUAUGAGAGUGGACAGAUAGUCCUUUGGGAUUUGAAAACGAAGAGCGUGGAUUACAGAUGUCACAGCGACGAACCCUUGAAAUCAAUAACAUGGCAUCACGAAGGCAAACAAUUUAUGUCUAGUCACAACGAUGGUUCGCUAUUGACUUGGACGGUGCGUCAAUUAAAGCCAACAAAUGUCACGCAUCCACACGCGAAAGCCACCAAAGAGGGAGAACCGGAACCCUGUAAAUCUAUACAAAAAGUGGAAUGGAAAGUGUCAAGAUCCGGGGAGGCGUAUGUCAUUUUUUCCGGUGGUCUAGCGUACGACACUACUGCAAGGACACCUAGUAUUACGGUUAUACACGGAAAAGUCACGACUGUUUUAGAAAUGGAGCACAAUGUCGUAGAUUUUAUAACGCUUUGCGAUAGUCCUUGGACAAGUGAUUUCCAGGAUCCUUACGCUGUUGUGGUUUUGCUACAAAACGAUCUCGUGAUCAUCGAUUUGUUAACACCUGGAUUUCCAUGUUUCGAAAAUCCAUAUCCAAUGGACAUACACGAAUCUCCCGUAACUUGUUGCGCGUACUUUGCCGAUUGUCCCUCGGAUUUGGUACCGGCGUUUUAUUCGGUUGGAUCUAAAUCGCAAAAGAAAACUGGAUUUAGCGAAAAAGAAUGGCCGAUCUCGGGCGGUGAAUGGAGUUCUAGUUCGAGCAGUUACAAUGAAAUUAUUUUAACAGGGCAUGCGGAUGGUAGUAUAAAAUUUUGGGACGCGUCUGCCGGUACGUUACAAGUUCUUUACAAAUUGAAAACAGCAAAACUUUUUGAAAAGAGUAGAGCCAGAAGCGUUGACUCGGAGGAAGAUCCAUUGGCGAUACAACUCAUUUACCUGUGUCCUGAAAGUCGAAAGUUGGCAAUCGCUGGCUCGGGAAAAUACGUUGUAUUAUUUAAAUUUAAGAAAGCCGAAAGUAUGUCGGAAGUAGUCACAUUAGAAGUACCAUUGAGCCAAAAUCAAGCGAGAGAAACAGAAAAUUCACCGGAUCAUGAUGCCCCAUCGACGGGAAAUGUUUCUUCAUCCGGGGAAUCUAAACACACAUUGGAAUAUAAUCAUCCGUUGAAAGUUAAAAGUGGUUUGCAAAAACGAGCCGCUGGUUUUCAAGCAACAUUAAUUUGUUUAACUAUCGCACCGAGUGGAGAGCAACCUGAAAACAUAACAGCCCUCAGUUUAAAUUCAUCCUACGGAUUAAUGGCCUAUGGAAACGAGACAGGGUUAGUAAUAAUCGAUAUCGUGCAGAAAAUCACUUUGAUCGUGUUGCAUACAACAGACCUUGGUGGAAGCGGUGAUCCUUACCAACGAGUUCUACGAAGUCCCAAGCGGCAAGAUGACUCCAAGCGAGAAAAUGAAGAUAAAGCGAGGAGCCCGAGUGCAGAUCAGCUAACUACUAUGUGUCUACCCACAUUGAAACAAACUCAGCCGGAAGCGACGAGGGAGAGCGAGCCAGUAUUAACGAUGCUGCUACCAGAUUCUCAUCAUCAACAGCAACAGCAACAGCAACAGCAACAGCAACAGCAACAUUCUCAAUACCAGCGGGCAUCGCCACGUGAUUCGAGUUGCACUAUUGGAAGCAACGUUGUUGAAAAAUUGACCGAGGAAUCGACUACUAGCGAGGGUUCCUCGGCCAAAUCCCAUUUAGGAAGUUCAACAACAUCGAAUGGCGAGGAUAGUCCGAAGAAUCAUGGUUGGAAGGGUUUUCGUCUUAAACGCCAACUCAGCAAAGUCGAUCUCAAGAUAAAGAAUACAUUUGCGUCGUCCUUGGUGUCAUCUCAGAAUGGGCAGGUAGGCAGCGAGAGUGCUACUCAGAAGAGUUCUUCCGUUUUUUAUUGCAACGUCAACGAGUCCUCGAGAGUCCUUUCGCCGGUCGAAAGUCUUGAGACGGAGGAGGACGAGCUCUGCGCGAAUACUUCGGGUCGCGAGAGUCCUCAAGCUUCUUCUUGUUCUCAUGAUACGACGAAAAACGCAGAUAACGAAAGCGAGAGACAAAACGUUGAACGUAAUGAAACAGUAACUAACGUUACGACAACUAAUACUACGAGUAGUACUACUAAUACGAACACGAUGGCGGUGAGACCAUUAGAAUUGUCCUUGCACGAGAAUGAUCGAAGGCCACGAUUGAAGAGGAUAGUGAUGGGGAUGCAAAGUAAGAGAGAGGGACGUCUGCUAUCCGUGCCCAAUCUGAAAUACCAGAAAACCGAUGGAACAACCGUUUGCGACCUAAGAUGCGAGGAUAACACUGCGCCUGUCGCUGACUCCUUCACCGGAAAUCUUAUAAGAAGAUUCAGCCGGAUAGACAAAUAUGACGGUUCCUUUCAACGGUCACGGAGCUCAAGCAUGUCCUCGCUUGAGAAUAUCACCACGGAAACCAUUAGCUGCCUUACGUUCGCUGAUUCCUAUACAAAGAAAAGCGAUACCACCACAUUACCCACUUUAUGGGUUGGUACGUCUCUGGGAUCCAUACAAACCAUUGUAUUCAAUGCACCUGCCCCAGGGGAAAGAAACGCAUAUCCUGUGGUUGUUUCUACAUGUAAUGGAUCGACGUUUAAGUUGAAGGGUUGCAUCCUGUCGAUGUCAUUUUUGGAUUGCAAUGGCGCACUUAUUCCUUAUUCUUUUGAAUCCUGGAAAGAUGAAAAUGUUGAAGCAGGAAAAGAACGUAAUAAGAACCAAGGAAAAUGCAAUAGCCGAUUAUCACCGUCCUUGAACACUCAAGUUACGACCGGGGAUGGUUUCGAAGAUCGACAAUUUGUCGUUUUGGCAUCUGAGAAACAAGCAAGGGUUGUGGCUUUACCCUCACAAGAUUGCGUUUAUAGACAACAAUUGGCAGAAACUCAUAUUGUCAUCAAGGCGGAAGUUACGACUUUGAAAGAUAACGUCUGUCUGGUAUGUUACGUUUCAAAUGGUCACGUAUCUACGUAUAGUCUACCCAGUCUCAGGCCCCUCAUAGACGUCGAUUUUUUACCACUUACAGAUUUGAGUUUUCAGACUACAAAACACGGCAUUGUAGACCCCAUGUUGUCCAUAUGGGGUCAUCAACUGUUUGUUAAUGGCGAUACCGAUCAAAUUGCGAAGACUCUUUGCUUCAGUAAUCGUGGCCACGGUCUGUAUCUGUCAUCACCUGCGGAGAUACAGAAGUUUUCAAUAUCAAGCGAGUUCUGCGGAGAGUUGACCGAAAUGAUGGGAGAUUUGUUUACUUGUCACGAUAUGCCAGAACCACCUAAGGAAAGUUUCUUUAGGGGCCUGUUUGGCGGUGGUACGAGAAGUCUCGAUAGAGAAGAGUUGUUUGGUGAAUCGAGUGGUCGUGCCUCUCGUACAGUGGCUAAACACAUCCCAGGACCCAAUGCAGCAACGGAAAAUAUGAGAGAACGGGUUACCGGAAUUGCCGGUGAAGUUGCUCAAGCACAUCAUAUGGUAUUGGAGCGUGGAGAAAAAUUAUCCCACCUAGAGGAACGAACGGCUCGUAUGAUGUCAGAGGCUGAAAACUUUUCAACGUCGGCACACGGCCUGAUGCUGAAGUACAAGGAUAAGAAAUGGUACCAGCUAUGAGAGUAUAGCCUGAUACGAAUCUGGAUGCGAUUCAUAUGGACGAGUACGGAAAUAACAUGCAAGUUAGCGUUUGCGAUUUAUCCAUGAGUUAUUAUCUCUUUGAUAAGAAAGCUAAAUUAAAUAUAUUACAAGCUCCGCGUGUAUGCUGCUACGGCAAGUAGCAUGUAUGUGGGGCCAAAAAGUGAGUAGAGUGAAAGUAUUCAAGAGAGGGAGAGAAGUAGGAGAAUGAGGUUGAAUAGAUAAAAAGGAAUAUGAAAGAGAGAAGUUGAAUGUACGAAUGAAUAGAAUAUAGGGUUGAGAUGAUAGGAAAAAAAGAAGGAAAUACACACAAACAUAUGUACACCACAUAUAUUACACGUACACACAUUCAUGAUCAUCUGUGCUGGUCACAGGUUCUAGAUACGCACACAUUAGCGAAACGAAAUAGAGCGAAUGGUAGGUAGAGUAAGGCGAUUACACAUACCGAGGUCACUUCCCAACAUCAACGACAUUGAUCAUAUUCUUUAUCCAAAAAAAAAAAAAAACAUUAAGAGACGCGAAAAAGGCGGUUCGAUAAGAGCUUAUAGUAUGACCGCUUAAAAAAUAAUAAAGGAGUGAGACGAGAUGAGACGACGAUCGUGCUAUACUGGAGUCAAUACGAGCAAUUAUGAAAUAAUUCGCCUUUUAAUCAAUGGUACUCGUUAAUUCAUUCGGACGUCCUGCACCACUUAUAUCUCAUUGCACUACGGUCUUCUGUGUUGUUAAUGAAAUGAGAAGAAAAUAAGAUACCACGGGAACAAUCGGUUUGAGUGAAACGAUAAUAAAACAUCGUUAUACUUAUAAUCUUGUUUUAUAUAAAGAAGAAGAUGGGAGUGUUUAAUCUUGGAUAGCAGAAAGUAUUAAAGAUAUAGUAGUUACAAUUUCAGGUGCAGCGACGUUAUCCUCCGAAUGUAUUGACAAUAAAAAUGUAGUUAAUUAGUCGAACGUGCAGAGCAUUGGAUAAAAACGUCGAAUGAUGAAGUAUAUAUUUUAACCACGCAGGCGGGUUUAGCAGGAGAAAAAACGGGCCACUGCGAGACCGCGUUACGCCGAUAAGAAUGUAUAAUUGUUAUCGAUUGUAGUUACUGCUAGACACGCUAAUGUAUAUAUAUAUAUAUACAAUGGAAUGAGACAAAAAUUAAAGAAUACACAUACACAUAUAUAACACACAUUAUACACAUAUACACAUCAAAGUAGGAAAGAUUCUGCGUUAUAAAAGCUGUUUAUAUAUAUAUAUAUAUAUAUAUAUAUAUAUACUAUAUAUAUACGAUAUAAUGUGUUAUAAGUUACGCUACUUCAGCGUCGUUGGUGAAUUCAAAUGAAUUUGUAGUGCAUUUGCAGGCACGGAAAAUGGGGGAUAACUAUUCUAAUUUUAACUGUACGUAUAGACUAGAUAACAUAAAGACAAUAUGAUAGACACACGUGCGUUCCGGAUGCAAUCUGUAUCCGUUGCAAAAAUUCAAUUGAAUUUAUCGAGAUUCUGAAUCAACGUACUGCUUCCAUAGCAAUAAUUGUAUAGUCGAUGUUAAAGGUACUAAUCACUUGCAUUAUUACUUAUAAAUGCAUCCUACAGACGAUUUACUAGAAUGCAUUCUUCGAGUUGUUUAAACUUCGUGGUAUGAUCUUUCUUGGACAAUAUACAUAUAACCAAAUCGCAUUGAAUUAAUCCCGUUAUUGUAUCGUGGGAUGUCUUCACUAUCAAUUAUUAGUACAAAACUCGCGAACUUGGCGAGUCCGUUGGAGACUUAAUAGGCGGCAUUUAUGAGAAAAAAUAUAAUAAUGGAAACAUGUUAUUCUAUUCGACGACCGAGCGGCUAAUAAGGAUCCAUUAAACUUUCGGUUGUUUGACAGGUACACUACAUUUAUGCUAUACUACAUCUAGAGGAGUCAUUGGUCUUUGGAAAUCGGAGAUUCUGCAUGUGAGCGAUUUAAUGAUAAUAAUAUAUUAACAAACAAACAAAAGUAUAACAAAUUCAUAAGUGGAAGUAUGUUUGAACGCCCGCGCCCCGCGCUAUGGGAAUGAACGUUUCGGAUGGGCAAAAGAAAGUGUUUUUUUUCCGGACUUCUGUGAAAGUGUAAGGUCGUUUACUGCUCUAAUAGUGGAACGGUAGUUAAAUGUGCCAUAGUUAUGAAGGAAUGGAAAUAUAUAUUACCAUUUAAGUGUUUGAUAAUAUAAUAUACUCCACAACUUCCGUUGUACACUGCUAAAUAUCAUACUUUACAGAUUUCGACUACUUAUCUUACAAUUAGUCGCAUCGGAACCUGCAAAGAUCUGUUUCAAACUAAUCAUUUCUCGCGAUAUAUAAAACGUAGUUUCAGUUAUACUUAAAUGUAGCUAACUCUUCUCUACUUUUAUUUUGAUUCUUUCAAUCAUUUUCAUACACGGUGCUUGUAAUCUUCGAUUGGUAAUUAUUUAGUGGAAACAGAGAGCUGAAGAAACUGUCUGUUGUAUAUCUUCAUAUCACGAUAAAACUAUUGUCACGUACUUGAUUGAAUAAACAUUAAUUUUGCCUA